AUGAGUCCCGCCGGGCGGGGCGCCCCCGCAGCGCUGCGCCUCCUCCCCGGGCUGACGCCGUGGCUGCUGCUGCUGCUGGGUCCACACUCGGCGCGAGGUGACUGCGGCCUUCCCCCGGAUAUUCCUAAUGCUCUACCAGCUUUGGGAGGUAGCGCAACUUUUCCUGAAAACAGCAUAGUCACCUACAAAUGCAAUGACGGCUUCGUAAAAAACGCUGGCAAGAAAGACUCCGUGAUCUGUCAUAACAGCAAAUGGUCCGACCUCAAGGAAUUUUGUAGCCGUAGCUGUGAUGUUCCAACCAGGCUGCGUUUUGCAUCUCUGCAAAAGAUUUAUAUCUCACAGAAUUAUUUCCCAGCGGGAUCCGUUGUGGACUAUGAAUGUCGUGUGGGCUACAUUAGGAACCAUUCCCUAUCAUCAAAACUAACUUGCCUUCAGAAUUUUACAUGGUCCAUACCAGAUGAAUUUUGUACAAGAAAAUCAUGUCCUGACCCUGGAAAAAUAAUAAAUGGUCAAGUCAUUAUAAAAACUGACAUAUUAUUUGGCUCAUCCAUCACCUUCUCAUGUAACCCAGGGUACAAAUUAGUUGGUACAGCUAUUAGUUACUGCCUUCGUAAGGGAACGGAUAUUGGUUGGAGUGCUCCGUUGCCAGAGUGCAAAGGUAAAAGUUCUCCAACUUCCAAGGUCACACCAACUCCUCCGAAACCCACCACAGUGUAUGUUCCAAGAACCAAAGCCCCAACAACUCCUCUGAAACCCACCACAGUGGAUGUUCCAAGAACCAAAGCCCCAACAACUCCUCUGAAACCCACCACAGUGGAUGUUCCAGCAGCACAGAGUCAAGCUGUUCCCAGGACAACUGUCACCUCUAAAGGAAGUGGAACCCUUUCUGAAGGGGCUAAAGCAAUUACAUUUGGAGUCGGUGGUGCUACUGUAAUAAUUAGUAUGCUAAUUCUAGCCAAAAUUAUCCUGGACUGUGGAAAAUCAGGGACAAACAUUUAUAACAUUGAUAGUUUUGCUUAUGACGCUAGUAACCACUGGCUACCUGGCUUAGCCACAGAAGAAAAAAGAAGAAAGCUUACACAAGUAUCCAGGAUACUUCUAGUUUCUUAUAAGUUUCUGGAAGCAUGGACACAAUAUAUGCAGUAGUGCUGUUCAGUUUGCAUGCUCUCAGUUUCGUUAAGGUGCUAAGAGUGUCACUGAAUCAAGAAGAAACAAAUCUGUCCCAGAAUCAUCACGUUCGCAGCACUUCCAAGCCUCUUAAAAAUAAAACAAUUCGCAGGACCGGGACUAAUUACUUUUCGAAAAGUGUAGGAAAAUGUAGGGAUUUGUUCAUGCUUAGAAGUGCGCAUGAAGAAAAGGAAGUAAGCGAUUCUUCCCCCCAUUGGAUUUGUAAUGUUAUUUUUACUUACAAGAAAAUUAAAAAUUAAAAACCAUUCGUUGGAUAUUGAAAACAAACAAAUUCAUUGCCUGGCCUCUCUUCUGAGCAAAAUUGCCAAAGUGAGAUAAACCAUGUUAUAAAAUAACCCUUCUUGACUCUAAGGCAUUUUAUACUUUCUUAUUCCAUGGAAAUGCAUUUGACUGGGUUGGAAAAAUAUUUUAAAUGAAAAAGAUGUUAAUGACCUAGAGAAUCAAGUUUCCUGGGUUAGUUGGUGGCAAAGGAGAAGUAUAGAAUGAAGGAAUAAUUCUUUCUUUGUCACCUAAGUACAGAUAAUUAACAAGAUUUAACCCUUUACUUGUAAGAUGGAUCAGUGACAAUUUUAAUUUUGUUCUUAGGAAAAAUCUUUCUUUUUGUAAAGGAAUCUGUGAGAGGAUGAGAGGGUCUUUUUAUUAACUUAAUGUCUUUGAAAGUAUCUAGAAAUAUUACAAGAUUAACAGGAAAAGAUUCUAUAUUUCUGAAGUGAUUCUAAAUUAUAAAUCUUAUUUUUUGUAAUAUUAUGAUUAUUUAUAUCAGUGAACACACUGGUUUUACAUGUAUAGGAAGAAAAGUUCAAGAUGAUAUGUAAAGGAAAAUUUAUUUUCCCUAAAUGAAAUAAAUAAUUGAUCAAA
Miniopterus natalensis is the source of this 2046-nucleotide messenger RNA. The record is from RefSeq and is a predicted model, not a curated record. NCBI's taxonomy places the organism in Eukaryota, Metazoa, Chordata, Mammalia, Chiroptera, Miniopteridae.